AUGUCGUUUCGGGGUCUCAAUUAUUCCCAACACUUUUCUCCAAAUCUCACCGAACGGUUUUCCUCUUUUGAUUUUCUCGAGAAAAUCUAGCUUUUUCCCGAGAAAUUCGAUUUUUUCUCUCUGAUUAAUCAGUGGAUUACUGGUAACUUCACGAAACGUUAGUUAUGGAUCGGAGGAGGGCGGGCAGCCCAGUGUAUGGUCGCCAGUGGAGCGACACAUCGAACAGUACCGAAUCGUCGUCGCCGACGAUGUCUCCUGCUCACCGGAAACAACUGGGAGGCGUGGGAGGUUUCUCCACCGCCAAACGGUCUCAAAACGUUGCUGCCAAAGCGGCGGCUCAGAGAUUGGCUAAGGUCAUGGCCUUGCAGAACAAAGACAACGGAGACGAAGAUGAGGAAGACGAGGAUGAAGAUCUAAGCCUCAGAUUCGCACCUGCUUCUCUGAAACCCGCUCGUCACGCACCUUCUUCUCUAUCCUCCACUGGGAGCAAUAACAGCAACGGAGAUAGUAAACCGCCGGCUGUUUCCUUCGCUCUCCGCAACAGAUCGCCGUCGCCUGCGUUAGGUAGGAACUUCGUUGAGCAAGUGCCUUCGGUGCGGUCUGCUUCAGCCGGAAGGCCGUCGAUAUCGACUAGAUCCACGACUCCGACUCCUAAUCUAAUGCCCCCAAGCAGGGUGGCGGUGAAAGCUCCGAGUGCUAUUCCUCCACUUGAUCCUCCUACUAGGAACCGAGAUAAAAGGUUUUUUGCUGAUCUACCAUCAGUAAAUUCAAAAGAAAAGGGUGAUCAGCGGGAAGCUUCAGCUCUUCGUGAUGAACUGGAUAUGCUACAAGAGGAGAAUGAGAUUGUACUGGAGAAGCUUCGCCGUGCAGAGGAAAAAAAGGCGGAAGCAGAAGCUAGGGCUAAGGAGCUUGAGAAACAGGUUGCCUCUCUUGGUGAAGGAGUGUCUCUGGAGGCAAAACUGUUAAGCAGGAAGGAAGCAGCAUUGCGUCAAAGAGAGGCUACUCUAAAUGCUGCUAAACAGAAAAACAAUGGGAAGGAUGAUGUACUUGUUUCUCUACGGUCAGAACUUGAGAGCUUGAAAGACGAGGCUACUACCGCUGCAGAACGGCUUCAAGAAGCAGAGUCUGAAGCGAAAUCUCUUCGCACAAUGACUCAAAGGAUGAUUUUAACACAGGACGAAAUGGAAGAAGUAGUCCUGAAGAGAUGUUGGCUUGCCCGAUAUUGGGGUUUGGCUGUGCAAUACGACAUUUUUGCGGAUAUAGCACUAUCCAGGCAUGAGCAUUGGUCGGCGUUGGCUCCUCUUCCAUUUGAGCUUGUCACCUCUGCAGCACAGAAGGCCAAGGAUUUAUCUUGGGAUAAAGGUGGGAAUGAUCGGAAUAGAGCUGCUAGAGAUUUGAGUGAUCUAACUGGAGAAGGAAAUAUUGAAAGUAUGCUUUCAGUUGAGAUGGGUUUGAGAGAGCUAGCAUCAUUAAAGGUUGAGGAUGCUAUCGUUCUUGCAUUUGCCCAGCAGAGAAAACCAAGUUUGAUACGUCAAACUGUUUCUGAUCACAAAGGUCAUGGAGAAUCCAGAUUUGUAGAUGCAUAUGAAUUGGGUGAAGCGGAACAAGAAGAUGUUGCCUUUAAGCAGGCAUGGCUGAUGUACUUCUGGGGCAGAGCUAAGUUACUGGGUGUGGAAGAAGACAUCGCAGAAGAACGUGUCCAGCUAUGGAUCAGCCGUAGCAACGGGAAAUCAACUACUUCUCACGAUUCCUUGGAUGUGGAAAGAGGAUUGAUAGAGCUAAGGAAACUGGGAAUAGAACAACAGUUAUGGGAAGCUUCUCGAAGAGAAAUUGAUCAGCUUCCAUCUCCCACUUCUUCUCCUUCGAAUCACGAUCUCGAUGCUGAUCCAUAGUUGAAGCUUUUUCCUCUCUUGUAAUUUGUUGCUUCUUCCUCACUACGGUAUAUGAAAUUUUCGGUUUGUAUAUUUCUUUCUUUUCAUGCAAGUUUCACGAAGAAUCUGUGUACUCUUUUUUCACACUCCGACUGUGUAAGCUUUGGUAUUCUUAAAUUCGCAACUUAAGUUCUACAA
Brassica napus (rape) is the source of this 2069-nucleotide messenger RNA. Its product is annotated as coiled-coil domain-containing protein SCD2-like. NCBI's taxonomy places the organism in Eukaryota, Viridiplantae, Streptophyta, Magnoliopsida, Brassicales, Brassicaceae. Gene Ontology annotation, biological process: cytokinesis by cell plate formation. The record is from RefSeq and is a predicted model, not a curated record. The transcript has 17 exons. Bases 165 to 1892 code for a protein of 575 amino acids.